This is a messenger RNA of Dioszegia hungarica, 4731 nucleotides long. Its product is annotated as putative ABC transporter ABCC.6. The transcript is spliced from 23 exons. The coding region runs from base 1 to 4731 and encodes 1576 amino acids. Gene Ontology annotation, molecular function: ATP binding; ABC-type peptide transporter activity; ATP hydrolysis activity. Gene Ontology annotation, cellular component: fungal-type vacuole; fungal-type vacuole membrane. NCBI's taxonomy places the organism in Eukaryota, Fungi, Basidiomycota, Tremellomycetes, Tremellales, Bulleribasidiaceae. The record is from RefSeq and is a predicted model, not a curated record. Gene Ontology annotation, biological process: transmembrane transport.
AUGCUCGAUCCCACGAUUCUGCAUACUCCGAAGCCAACCUGGCUGAAAGCUCUCGAGGUAUCCACGCUUGUGAUCGUCUCACUCAUUGUCGCCUACUCCCUCGCCUCUCUCCUCUACGACCGCUUCCAGGCUCGCCGCUCGGGCCAGAUCAAGCUCCUCACCCCCAGAUCGCCACCCGUCUUACCGAGCGAUGAUGGAGAGUUUGUACAGGAAAAGCGAUUCUGGCAGACUGUGGUUCCGCUCAAAAUCGUAUUCCUCCUUCCCGUACUCGCUACAGCCGCUCUCCAAGGUCUGCGCGACUAUCACAUACUCAUCCGUGGUCCUACGGCCUGGAACUGGGUCGCCGUGGUCCUGACUUCCGGUAUUUGCGCUUACCAAGCCAUGCUCGCUCUCACCUACGCCUUCACCAAGGACAUUCCUCGCCAUGCCACUCUCACUUUUCACCUCUUCGUCAUCGCUACCACCCUUUUCCUCCAUGUCUACAUCACCAAACUCGGGCAGUACCUCGUCGACAACUCUCACGUCGUCCUCACUUGGGUCGAGUAUACUCUUUUCGGCCUGACUUUGGGCCAGAUCAUCGCGGUUGGCUCAAUCCCGUGCGAGCCAGAGCGGCACGCCGACCUCAAAAAGGUGUAUACAAAGGCUGUGGCUGCUGCCAUAGAAAAGGGAGAGAUGACCAGGGUGGCAAACGAGCUCGUCGGCCCCGACGCCACGCAGGCUAAUAUGGUCUCGGAAUACUCAUCCUCCAUCUUCUCGAGGAUGAUCCUGGGCUGGCUUCUGCCGGUAAUCUCGAAGAUGUCGAAGCUUGACCAAGCAGACAUCCAGGAUUUACCUGGACUGCACCACUUCCUGAGGGUCCAGGAUACGGCCCGAGAAGUCAAUGCAUACACGGGGCCAAAGAUAUCGGCCAAGCGAUGGGGUGUCACCAGGGCGUUCUUGUGGAAAGUCUGGGCACCACAGUGGCGGCCAGCUCUGCAAAGCCAAUUGAUCGCUAUUCUCAUCGCACCUCUUUGGUAUAUCCCGCAUAUCUCACUUCAGCGAGUCUUAUCGGCGAUUGAGACUGGCCUCGACCGCCGCAGCGCCGCAGCUUGGGCUCUGAUGCUUGUACUGGGGAAGCUGGCGCCGUCAUUGGCAAUGAUACGACAGAUCACCAUCAAACUUCUUAUGCGCAAUACGUUCGUCAAGCCCGCUCAGGAAGGUGAUGACGAGAAAAAGGUCCCGACCUCCUCUGCCGACAUCCUCAACUUGAUAUCCAUUGAUGUCGAAGCAACCGCUGAGCUGGUAUUUACCUUCUUGGGCAUUUUCAGGAAUUUGAUAGAGAUGUUGGUGGGUGCGAGCUAUGUUUGGAUCUUGCUAGGCACUUCCGGGUUGUGGGGUCUAUCCACGCUGCUCAUGACCUCCGUCCCGGCAUAUUUCAUCACCCAAUAUCAGUACAAAAUCUUCGAGAAACGCCUCGACGUGUCCGACAGGAAGACCAAACUGAUGCAGGAGGCCAUCCAGGCGAUAGGCAUGAUCAAGAUGAUGGCAGCAGAGCGGUGGUGGUACCGCAGGAUCAAGACUGUCCCGGAUGAGGAGUUCAGGCGACUGGUCCAAGCCAGAUCGCUGGGUUUCGUAUCGGGAAUGCUGUACACCGCGGCUCCUACCAUCAUUCUGGUCGUCGCAUUCACCCAUUACACGCUCAUCGCCGAGAAGACACUGACUGCUACUAUUGCCUUCACCUCCAUGGCCGUCUUUGAAGAGCUCCGCCCCACCCUUCUGAGUAUUCCGGAGAGCAUUGCCGAGGUUCUGCAGGAGAUUCUCUCCGCCAAGCGAAUCGGUGCCUUCCUCCUCACACGCGAUCUUGACCGGUUCGAAGAGAGCAUUGUGGAUUCUCCUGUACUGGACCCGCAGGCGCCUCUUUUCUUCAAGGGGACCGUAGGCUGGACUGCCGCGCCGCUCGUUACCAGCAGCACCGACUCUGUCACCUCGGUAUCCGCUGGCGACUUCCAGCUCCGAGACAUCGACCUCACUUUUGCACGCGGACAGGUCCAUCUGAUUGCCGGCAAGUUUGGAGCUGGGAAGACAUUGAUGCUGCUCGCUCUGAUGGGCGAAGCCCGCUUGUUGGAGGGGAGGAUCUCAUACGCGGUCUCAAAAACUAUGGACCCACAGCAGGACCUCUCGGAAGGCUGGCAUUUGUUAGGUACAGGUGUGGCGUAUGUGCCUCAGACGCCUUGGCUUCAGAGCCAGAGUAUUCGCGAGAAUAUCCUUUUCGGUCUCCCCCUGGACAUUGACCGGUAUCGUGCGGUGAUCUUCGCAUGCGGAUUGCUGCCGGACUUAGAGAUCUUGGAAGACUCAGACUUGACAGAGAUUGGAGAGCGGGGCAAAAUCCUAUCCGGCGGCCAAAAGGCACGAGUCAGUCUGGCUCGAGCGGUAUACUCCCGCGCCGCCACACUGCUACUCGACGAUGUCAUCUCUGCGGUCGAUGCUCAAACUUCCCAGCAUAUGCUCCAGCAUUGCUUCCAAGGACCCCUGAUGGCCGGCCGAACACUGAUCAUCGCCUCUCACGCCGUGGAAUCCCUCGCUCCCAUCGCCGAUCAGGCCAUUUUUAUUGACGCUGGUCGAGUCGUAUGGCAGGGUACAGGGCCAGACAUCUUGGCAUCCGAGCACAUGGCUCACCUCAAGACGGAAACCGCGAACUCGGUAGGCGACGAUUCCACCAGCAUUGGUGGUGACCUAUCAGAGAAGAGGCGGAGGAAUAGUCUCAUUGACAAUGCUCAAGCGUUUGAGAUCAAGGAGCACCCGCUCAAGACUCCCAGGCAGCUCAUGAUGGAGGAACACAAGGCAAAAGGGACAGUCGAUGUCAGCCACUGGCGAGAACUGAUAAGUUUCAAUGGGGGUAAGACGUUCUGGCUGGUCCUGGCUGCUCUUCUGCUCGGUACGGUGGCAGCUCCAGUAGCGGAACGAGGAGUUCUGGAAUUUUGGACAGGAGACGUCACACAGCCGGGGCAGGAUGGAGGCCGGGUCAUCUUCUGGGUGUCUCUGUAUGCAGGCGUGUCUAUCGCCAGCAUUGUUAUCAAUUCUGCUUUCGGUGUAUGGCGGUUCUUCGGUGGCCUACGAGCCAUGAAACGCGUGCACUCAGAGAUGCUGGAGACCAUGCUCCGUGCCAAAAUGAGCUUUUUUUCUCGCACGAGAGCAGGAAGUAUAGUACAGAGAUUCGGCAAAGACCUCAACGACAUACUAAGCUGCUCGGAGCUCAUUACUGAGCUCGCUGAAUCCGCCAUAGCCAUCCUUGUGGCAUUCGUCUCGGUCACCUACUACGGAGGCUGGCUGUUUGCGGGUAUGACAAUCGCCAUGUUUGUUGUGCUGUACAAGCCAAGCGUGUGGUACAGAUCGGCAGGGCGUCAGGUCAGACGCUUGGAAUCGACAAUACCGGGGCAGGUCAACGCCAUCUAUGCGGAGACCAUUGCUGGUGCGGCUGUUGUCCGAGCCUUCGGUUCCCAGUCAAUAUUCGUCAACGACCUCAUGAGGACGCUCAACAUGCGGACAAACGCGUCGAUAGUGAGGACAUAUCUUGGCAAUUGGCUAUUCAUCAAUCUCCGGGUCAUGGACGUCCUGGUCGUGGCGACUGUGCUCCUCAUCAUCCUCACCUCACCUCAUAUGACGGCAUCUUCCGCUGGAUUCAUCUUGGCAUUCGCGGGAACCAUAUCGAGCAACAUCAAUUGGGUGCUCGUUCAGUGGCGUAAUGCUGAACUUGACGCAAUCUCGGUCGAGCGCACAGCAGAGUAUCGCCGGCUCGAGAAGGAAGGCGGGACAGACUUCAUCGAAGGGAGGGACGAGGCAGAAGACACUCUUAUCCAGAGCAGACUGGCCGCCGAGUAUGAAGGCUGGCCAAGCGCCGGCCGGCUUGAGAUCGACGAGAUGUCUGCCAGGUACGGUCCAGACAUGCCAGAGAUCUUGCACAAGAUCACAUUCACGGUCGAAGGCGGUCAGAGAGUGGGGAUCGUUGGAGCUACUGGGGGUGGCAAAAGUACGCUGGCAAAGGCGCUUUUCAGUUUUGUGGACGUCUGUCAUGGCAGUAUCAGGAUAGACGGCAGAGAUAUCGCCACCAUCCCGCUGCAACAGCUCCGUUCGAAACUGGAUAUCAUUGCACAGGACCCCAUUCUCCUCUCCGAUACCCUCCGAGUCCAGCUCGUCAACAAAACGCCCAAGGCCUUGGCUACCGAUCUGGCUCUGAGCGAAGAUGCCUCGGAGCGCUCGGAUUGGGCUGCGCCACGCAGUCCAAAUUCCUCCGCAGCCACAAUCGUGGGUACUUCGGAGGAGAAUGUCAACAUUUUCUCAAAUCUCGACUAUGAGAUCAAGUCAGGUGGUGAAAAUUUGUCGGCAGGUCAGAAACAGCUCGUCGUACUCGCUCGCGCCCUCCUCAGGCGACAUAAGAUUCUGGUGCUGGAUGAAGCGACCGCCAGCAUCGACUCUGCCACAGACGCUGAGAUCUCGCGCGUCGUCCAUGAGGAGUUCAAGGGCGCUACAGUUCUCAUAAUUGCUCAUCGCUUGAGGACAAUCAUGCCCUGCCCCAAGAUACUUGUCAUGGACAAAGGAAAUCUCGUACAGGAAGGCUCCCCACUUGACCUUAUCCGGCAAAACGGCAAAUUCCACGAGCUGUGCAUGGCUGGCGGGGCGGACGAGUAUCGACACCUUGUCGAUAUGGCCGAGCUGGAGGCGAAAAAGAAUCAGCUUGUAGACGUCAGCGCGUAG